Molecule: messenger RNA, 3413 nt
Organism: Cebus imitator (Panamanian white-faced capuchin)
Lineage: Eukaryota; Metazoa; Chordata; Mammalia; Primates; Cebidae
Gene: AP1G2
Product: adaptor related protein complex 1 subunit gamma 2
Exons: 18
Coding region: 1534-3231 (565 amino acids)
Biological process (GO): intracellular protein transport; receptor-mediated endocytosis; Golgi to vacuole transport
Cellular component (GO): membrane coat; AP-1 adaptor complex; Golgi apparatus
Molecular function (GO): clathrin-cargo adaptor activity
Source: RefSeq, a predicted model, not a curated record
CGCUGCCUGAGAUGGGAAUGGGGGGAGGAAGCUCGCGGAAGAAACAGUGGAGGGCCGUGGAAAGAAAGCAAUCGGCUGAGUUAGGGACAGGGUACCAGGUAGGGGAGGAAACAGGGGACAGAUAGGUGGGGCUCCGGCGCAUGCUCAAUAGGAACGAGCGCGGCUGGGGUGGGGACGCAUGCGUAGUGGGCUUCUCGGGCGGUGGGGUGGGCGCGAAAUUUGGAGACCCACUUGGGGAAAGGUAAAAUGCGGGGCCCAAUUUUAAGGUACCUGUGGGACCGGGGCUCUUAGGGUCUUGACACAGGACAGGCCUGGGCUGAAAGCCCAGGCACACCCGGCCAGAGAGUGUUGCUCCACUCCCGGGCUUUGCUCGUCAGGAUGGUGGUGCCGUCGCUGAAGCUUCAGGACCUCAUCGAAGAGAUUCGCGGGGCCAGGACUCAGGCCCAGGAGCGGGAGGUGAUCCAAAAGGAGUGCGCCCACAUUCGGGCGUCCUUCCGCGAUGGGGACCCAAUGCUCAGGCACCGGCAGCUGACCAAACUGCUCUACGUCCACAUGUUGGGCUACCCCGCCCACUUUGGACAGGUAUCGGCCAGGAAUACUUCUCUUCUGAGCUUGAUGAAGGCUAGUGGCGCAGUCUCAGACGCCGUCACCUGUUUAAGGCCUGUUUUUUUAUUUGUUUGUUUGUUUUUUCAUUCAUUGUACAUUUUUUGAGUUUCCAGCCUGCGCUGCAAACCUCUUUCCCCAUUGCUACCCCUACUGGUCAUCAUCUGGCCUGAGCCCUUCAUUCUCUGGCUAGCCUUGUUUAGGGCAGGCACCUCCUCCACUCCUCUCGCCUCCCAUCCUCCUCAACUCCUAGUUCCUCCUACCCACUAACACCUGAAGCUCCUAAACUUCUCCUCUUUUUGAAGGGAGGGUGAUGAGAUAUGAUGCCCCACAGGUUAAUCUGUUUUUAAAGAGGAAGAUGGAAUAGGGAUGUGAGUGUCUCUGUUUUCACCCCUGCCUCUUCCUGGUCUGCCCGCUUCUCCAUAGAUGGAGUGCCUGAAACUGAUCGCCUCCUCCAGAUUCACAGACAAGAGGGUGGGCUACCUGGGGGCCAUGCUUCUAUUGGAUGAGAGGCACGAGGCCCACCUGCUCAUUACCAACAGCAUCAAGAAGUGAGAGGGUUCUGGCAAUCACUUGGAAUCAGGGAGAUGGGAGAGUGGGGAACCUUGGAAAUCCCAGGGGACUGCCUGUUGUGGGUAUUGAAAAGGACUGAUUUUCUCAGAGGCCUGACUGACCGUCCUCCCAAACCCUGCAGUGACCUGAGCCAGGGGAUUCAGCCAGUACAAGGCCUGGCCCUGUGCACUUUGAGCACCAUGGGCUCUGCUGAGAUGUGCCGAGACCUGGCCACAGAGGUGGAGAAACUGCUUCUGCAGCCCAGCCCCUACGUGCGCAAGAAGGCCAUUCUGACUGCUGUGCACAUGAUCCGGAAGGUCCCCAAACUCUCCAACGUCUUCCUCCCACCCUGUGCCAAACUGCUUCACGAGCGCCACCAUGGUGGUACCCCAGCUGGCACAGAUCCUCCGGACUCUGGUGACAACGGGAUGCUCCACAGAACACAGCAUAUCUGGAGUCAGCGACCCCUUCCUGCAGGUCCAGAUACUUCGUCUGCUUCGGAUCCUGGGCCGGAACCAUGAGGAGAGCAGUGAGACCAUGAAUGACUUGCUGGCCCAGGUGGCCACUAACACAGACACCAGCCGAAAUGUGGGGAAUGCGGUUCUGUUUGAGACAGUACUCACCAUCAUGGACAUCCGCUCCGCAGCUGGCCUACGGGUUCUAGCUGUCAACAUUCUUGGCCGUUUCCUACACAACAGUGACAGGAACAUUAGGUAUGUAGCCCUGACGUCACUGCUUCGGCUGGUGCAGUCUGAUCACAGUGCUGUGCAGCGGCAUCGGCCCACUGUGGUGGAAUGUCUACAGGAAACUGAUGCCUCCCUUAGCCGGAGGGCCCUGGAACUAAGCCUGGCUCUGGUAAAUGGCUCCAAUGUGCGAGCCAUGAUGCAAGAGCUGCAAGCCUUUCUGGAGUCCUGCCCUCCUGACCUACGGGCUGACUGUGCCUCAGGCAUCCUGCUAGCUGCAGAGAGGUUUGCUCCAACCAAACGCUGGCACAUAGACACCAUCCUGCAUGUGCUGACAACGGCGGGCACCCAUGUGCGGGAUGAUGCAGUGGCCAACCUGACUCAGCUGAUUGGGGGGGCCCAGGAGCUACAUGCCUACUCCGUGCGUCGCCUCUACAAUGCCCUGGCACAAGACAUCUCCCAGCAACCACUGGUGCAGGUGGCAGCCUGGUGCAUUGGGGAGUAUGGGGACCUCCUGCUGGAGGGGAACUUCGAGGAGAUUGAGCCCCUUCAGGUGGAAGAAGAGGAAGUGCUGGCAUUGCUGGAAAAGGUGCUGCAGUCCCAUAUGUCCCUGCCAGCCACCCGAGGAUAUGCCCUCACAGCCCUCAUGAAGCUCAGCACCCGCCUCCGUGGGGACAACAACCGCAUCCGCCAGGUGGUGUCCAUCUACGGGAGCUGCUUGGACAUGGAGCUGCAGCAGCGGGCUGUGGAGUAUGACACACUCUUCCGGAAGUACGACCAUAUGAGGGCUGCCAUCCUGGAAAAAAUGCCUCUUGUGGAGCAAGGUGGCCCUCAGGUUGAUGAGGAAGCAAAGGAAAGUAAAGAAGGAGCCCCAGCGCCCACAGAGUCCCAGGCCUCACAGCUCCUGGAUCUGCUAGAUCUCCUGGAUGGGGCUUCUGGGAAUGCCCAGCAUCCUCCUCUUCUGGACCCCUCUCCAGGAGGUGCCCUGGUACACCUGCUUGAUCUUCCCUGUGCACCUCCAUCCCCAGCUCCCAUCCCAGAUCUCAAAGUAUUUGAGCGUGAGGGAGUACAGCUGAAUCUGUCUUUCAUUCGACCCCCCGAAAACCCUGCUUUGCUGUUAAUCAUCAUCACUGCCACCAACUCCUCAGAGAGUGAUGUCACCCAUUUCAUCUGCCAGGCUGCUGUGCCCAAGAGUCUCCAGCUGCAGCUGCAGGCCCCCAGUGGGAACACAGUUCCAGCUCGGGGUGGCUUUCCUGUCACUCAGCUCUUCAGAAUCCUCAAUCCUAACAAGGCCCCCCUGCGGCUAAAGCUGCGCCUCACCUACAACCACUUUGGCCAGUCGGUGCAGGAGAUCUUUGAGGUGAACAACUUGCCUGUGGAAUCGUGGCAGUAACUGUCUUCACUCACAGCCUGAAAUUCUCCUGUGUCCCAAACCCCAGGGGGCCCCAGCAGUUUGGAACCUACCCCUGAGGGCUACCAGCAGGUGGCGCUCUGGCUUUGCACUGCAAAAACUGGGGACCAGCCCCAUUCUCCCACAAAUAAAGCCCAAUAAAGCCUGAGAGGGGAGGAAAGCCA